UCAGCAUGUCUUCUCAUUUCGGUCCAGAUCAUGUGACUUUUCGACUGAGGUUUAUUUUAUUAUCACACUAAUAGAUCACUGGGAUGACACACAUCACUUUUUAUUUGAAUUCACAAUUUUUAAGACAGACAGACAGACAGACAGAUAGAUAAACAAGUUUUCAGCUUCUUAUACUUCAAGCUAUUUAUUUAGUGUAAAUAUUAGCCGUACAAUUCGAUAGUUAACAGUUAAGCUGAGUCAGUUACUUAAAACAUCCCUGUAUAAUACAUCUGCGAAUGCAGCGCUUUAUUUUUUAAACCGGAAAUAGUUGAUGCGCGGUCGUGCAUUUACCGUAAGCUGACGAUAAGAGCGCACUGAAAAUGUAGGAGCGGCUGGCUUGACUACGGAGAAACGAGAGGCGGCUGGCUUGACCGCAGUCAAGAAACGCAGGUCCACAGAAGUGCUGAACUUGAGUGCUUUGAUGGACUCCGUGGAGGAGAAAGACAAAGAAGCAAAUGCGCCUUCAGUUGUCGACAGAUAUUACACUCGCUGGUACCGAGCCGAUAUGAAGGGGAAACCGUGUGAAGACCACUGUAUCCUGCAGCAUUCAAACAGGAUAUGUGUUGUUACCUUAGCAGAAACCCACCCGAUCCUUCAGAAUUGCCGCACAAUCAAAAGCAUCAAUUACCAGAUCAGUAACGGCUGCAGUCGGCUGAACAAUAAAGUGUCUGGGAAGUCCAAGCGGGGGGGGCAGUUCCUUACUGAUUUUGCACCUUUGUGUAGGAUAACAUGCUCAGAUGAGACUGAGUACACAAUCUACAGUUGCAUCCGGGGCCGUCUUCUGGAGGUCAACGAGAAUAUUUUAGAAACACCUGAUCUCUUGCUGGAAAAGCCGUCCACUGAUGGAUACAUCGCUGUCAUCCUGCCAAAGUUUGAGGAGAGCAAGAGCAUAACAGAAAAUCUACUGAGCAGAGAGGAGUUUGAGAGCGUCGUCUCCAAACGUAGCGAUGCCCAGUCACAAACCUCCUGACGAAGCUCCACACGCUGGCCAAAGUUUAAACUGUUCUGGGAGAAGUUUUUUGGCCUCACACUCUCACCUGCUCAGAGGAGGACUGAGAACAUGAUUGUGGAAAGUGAUGUUUUCAUGAGGUCACUUCUGGAAGACUUUUGUGUACAAUGCAAGCACUGUGCCUCUAGGUUAUUAUAUACUCUUUGUUUUCAUGUUUCAGAUUUUCAUGAAGGGUCCAGGAAGCAUUUCAGUUCACAGUGCUUCAUCCUUUGUUUGGUUUUGCUGUAGAAAGCAUGGAAAAGGACUUGCAUUCUGUUGUUAAAUAUUGCAAAUACUCUUCAGUAAAAAGUAUUUUUGUAAAAUAUCAAUGAAACGAAACAGUGAAUUAAGAAAAAUAUUGUUUA
This is a messenger RNA of Acanthochromis polyacanthus (spiny chromis), 1392 nucleotides long. RefSeq names its product actin binding transcription modulator (gene abitram). The record is from RefSeq and is a predicted model, not a curated record. NCBI's taxonomy places the organism in Eukaryota, Metazoa, Chordata, Actinopteri, Pomacentridae. Gene Ontology annotation, molecular function: actin monomer binding; actin filament binding. The transcript has 7 exons. Gene Ontology annotation, cellular component: dendrite; nucleus; lamellipodium. Gene Ontology annotation, biological process: dendrite morphogenesis; regulation of filopodium assembly; regulation of actin filament polymerization. Bases 461 to 1009 code for a protein of 182 amino acids.